UCGCUCCUGCAGUCUGCUCUUUGACAGCAGCACCGUGAGGAGAUAGAGGGAGGGAGAGAGGGGGGGACAGAGCUAGCUCAGAGUACUGCAGAGCACACACUUUCUCACAGACAAGCUCACAGAGAAAAAGGAUUACUAAAGAGGAUUUUUCUCUCCCAUCAGUUUUAAUUUUUAAAGCCCAGGACUACACCUCCAGCCUUUUCCUCAUCUUCUUCCUCUUGAUCUUCUCAUUUCGAUUUUUUUUUUUUGUCCAGCCACUUCUUGUCUGGACGCAGGCUUUAGGAGAGGAGAGAGAGAUAGAGAGAGAAGAAGAAGUAGGGUCAGCAUGCUGGAGGCCGGGCCGAGGAAGGUGCCGAGAUGGCCGCAGUGGAGGCAGCUGCUCCCCGCAGCCUCCCUGUGGCUGCUGCUGCUGCUGCCGCUCCUGCUGCUUGGGCCGGCGGGCUGUGAGGCCAAGCGUCCGCCCAAGAUCCCCCGCUGCCCCGCUACCUGCUCCUGCACCAAGGACAGCGCUUUCUGCGUGGACACCAAGGCCAUCCCCAAGAGUUUCCCCCCGGGGAUCAUCUCCCUGACGAUGGUAAAUGCUGCCUUCAGUACGAUUCCAGAGGGAGCAUUCUCUCACUUGCACCUGCUCCAGUUCCUAUUAUUGAACUCAAACACAUUUUCUUUGAUUGCUGAUGAUGCCUUUGCUGGUCUAUCACAUUUGCAAUAUCUGUUCAUUGAAAAUAAUGACAUCCAGUCGCUUUCAAAGCAUACAUUCAGAGGACUAAAAUCCCUAACGCAUUUAUCUCUGUCCAAUAAUAAUCUACAGGGUCUUCCUCGGGAACUCUUCAAGUAUCUUGAUAUCCUCACAGACUUAGACCUGCGUGGUAACGCGUUCCGCUGUGACUGUAAGAUCAAAUGGCUGGUGGACUGGAUGGAGAAAACCAACACAUCUGUGCCAGCCAUCUACUGCGCCAGCCCCUUUGAGUUUCAGGGCCGUCGCAUCCAUGACCUCACCCCACGGGACUUCAACUGCAUCAGCGCAGACUUUGCUGUGUACGAGACUUUCCCCUUCCAGUCCCUGUCUGUAGAGUCAUAUGAGUUUGGUGGAGACCAGUAUGUGGUGUUUGCUCAGCCCAACACUGGAAUUUGCACAGUAUUCAUGUGGGAUCACGUGGAGAUGGUUUUCAGGAAGACACACAACAUUACAUCUCGGUCAGCGGUCUACUGCAAGCCUGUGGUUAUCAACAACACACUCUACAUGGUGGUAGCCCAGCUUUUUGGAGGAUCCCACAUAUACAAAUGGGAGGAAGGCCCUCUAAGAUUUGUGAAGAUCCAAGAUAUUGACACAACCCGUGUGCGUAAGCCUAACUUUGUGGAGGCCUUCCAGAUAGAGGGGGAUUGGUACUUCGCUGUGGUGGACAGCUCCAAGGCAGGCUCGACCAGCAUCUACCGCUGGAACAGCAACGGCUUUUACUCCCAUCAGUCCUUGCACCCGUGGCACCGUGACACCCACGUGGAGUUCCUGGAGGUGGAGGGCAAGCCGCGACUCAUCCUCUCUAGCGCCUCGCAGCCUCCAGUGGUCUAUCAGUGGAAUCGCAGCCAGCGCCAGUUUGCCUUCUACUCGCAGAUCGCCGACACGGCCGACGUGCAGAUGGUCAAGCACUUCUGGAUACGCAAGGUGCUCUACCUGUGCCUCACGCGCUUCAUCGGAGACUCCAAGAUCCUGCGCUGGGAGGGCCAGCGCUUCGUGGAGAUCCAGACACUGCCGUCGCGUGGCUCCAUGGCAGUCUACCCGUUCAGCGUGGGUUUGAGGCAGUACCUCCUGCUGGGCAGCGACUACUCCUUCUCUCGGGUGUACCUGUGGGACGACCUCACUCAGCGUUACCAACCCUUCCAGGAGCUCAACUUGCUCGCCCCUCGGGCCUUCAGCCUCAUCAAUGUGGACAACAAGGACAUCCUACUGGCCGCUAGCUUCAAGGGAAAGACCCUGGCUUACCAACACCUAGUGGUGGACCUGAGUGCAAAAUAAUGUGUUGCUUUAAAUGAGCUGCUGCUUGUGUAUAAGCAAAACUUCAUGAAUGGCAGAGUUUUUUUUUUUUUAAAUGUGGGUUCCCAAAGAUACCAGAAUAGGCAAGUUUACACAUAACAUGGGUCUUUAUUUCAUAAUGUGGAAUUUUUAGUUGUAGGUAAAUGAUAGCAAUGAAUGAAGGCCACAAACAUUGACAACUUAAAAAUAAUCUGUCCUCCAAAAUGUAACAAUCUAAACCUGAAAUUGAAACCUCUAAAGUUCAUGUUUCUAUGAGUGGUAGGAAAAUAUACGUAUAGAGGAUAUUCUCUUGUUCCUCUACACUUUGAUUAGCUUUAUAAUGUUGUGGUGAGCAAAGAUUAUAAAUGUAGCUUAGAUCUAUGGUUUUUCAUUUAAAUGAAAUGGUCCAAUUUGGGCAUUUUGCUUUGCAUUUUUGAAAGAUACCAUUUAAUACAUUUCACCCAAGUAUAGGCUUCUGUAUGUUUGGAAGUACAUCUGUCAUGAUUUUCAACCGAACUUUGAAAACUAACAUUUUAAUAGAUGACAUUUUAACAGUGACUAAUUAAAAAUGCACCUGAAUGUCCUGCUCAGGUGUGUAGGAACAAAGUUAGAGGUGUACCUUACAGAUUUGUAGUCCUUCAGACUGCCCAAGCUCACAAACUUUCAAACUUGAAUACACAAACAUGUAACAUGAUAAUAUGGUUACCUUCACAUAAUGCUGUAUAAUUACUUAACAUAAGUUUGAAAGUCUGAAAGCAACGUCAGUGUCAGGAAUUCCUCUACUUGGGGGAUAAAGGACACAUUGGAAUGCUCAUUGUUUUCUGUUGUGGCUCUUGCCAACUAUUUAUACUUAUUUUAAAAGCAUGUAGCUAGAUGCAGUGCUAUCAUGGUGACAUGACUGUUACAGGAGAUACAGUGAGGUCAUUUUUACUAACAUUCAUUUACCAAGUGCUCAAAUUACCAAAUAUAUAAGGGUCUCGUUUGGAUUAUGCCUAACAUGUAAUGAAAAUAUUUCAUCAAUAUACUGUGAUCUGCAUGCAUGGCUUAAAUGAUAUAUGCUGUCAGAAUACAAUUUUGAAAGACCCAUUUGAUCUGAAGGAAAUUACUUUAUUGUACCAUUACACAUUUCUUUGGUUUCCACACUUACACAAAAUAAGUAACAAGCAAUAUGUCUUUAAAAGUCUAAAGACAAAUGUGUAUUAUUUGUUUUGCUCUUUGUUCUUUGAGGUGGUUAGUAGUUUGGCAUUAGUACAGUUUAUUGGCUGUAUGUUGCUAUGAUAGAGCACUCUCACUAAGCAUUUUAGUGUAUGUGAGUGAAUGUUUAGUAUGGAAAUGUUUGCAGUUUUUUCUGUCUGGGAUGAAGACUGUUUUUAGAAUAUGUUUGGUGAAGAGUAUUUUCAGACUAUUUUUGAUGCCAGUUAAUGUAGUGAAACUAUUUGUGGCUUAAUGUGGUUUCUUUGCAUAGAAUAACACAUUCAUCUUAAUUCCACUUUGAACAAACACAUUUGCCUUCAUUGUGCAUCUCCUCAUCAUGAGGCAUGUUUUUGCCUUAAAAAGCACUGUGCUUCAUGAAAGUCUUGGGUAAACCAGAAUCUUCGUAUAGAUUUGUUGUGACAGUUGCCAAAUAUAUUUGCUUGAAAAACACAUUAGGCUACCAAUGAGCAUAUCCAGUAGUUCCACCGCACUACUGAGAACAGUCCAGUGCUUCUCAUGUGCAAGAAAAGGAAAUACUGGAGCACAGACGUUCAAAAUGCUCGUUAAAUAAAAAAGUUGGGUAACACUUUACUUGAAGGUAUCUACAUGAGAGUGACAUGACACUGUCAUGACACAUGACCCCUAACCUUUAACCCUAACCUUAAUGCUAACCCUAAUUUGUCAUGACAAAAACCGAAUGAUACUUAAUAACAGAAGCGUUAUGUCAUUAACGUUUAUGACACAUUCAUGACAGUGUCAUGUCACUCUUAUGUAGAUACCUUCAAGUAAAGUGUAACCAAAAGUUGCAUACGUUUUGAUGUAAGACCUUCCUCAUCAGAGUUGUCUUCAUCAGACUGAUGAAAAUGUAAUCAUACAUUGAAACAUUAUUCCAGUCUUUAUGCAACUUUUUUAAUUGUAAGUAAGUCAGUCUUUAUUGUCUCUCCCAGGAGAGAAAUGUGCUUUGGGCAACCAGAGAGUAUCGGUGACACAUACAUAAAAAAGAGGUCAUACAAGCUACAACCACAAGACAUAGACCAUUGUACAUAGACUCACUAUACAUAGAACAUGAAACACAUUAGCGCGUACACACACACACACCUACCCCCACAACUACCCCCCCUCCUCCACCCACACACAGACACACGCAGCUCAUCCAAUAAAUAGUAUAAAACCACGUUGACCCACUAGUUAUUGCCCUAUUGCACUAUUCACCAUUAAGUAGCUUAAUUGAUAGGGGGAACUUGAAUCUAUUUAGCCUACAUGAUGGUAGUCGGUAUCUUCUUCCCAGAGGCAUCAGCACAUACUCUGUGUUUAGGACAUGGGUUGGGUCUGUGGCUAUCUUCAACCCUUGUUUCCUAACUGUCCUCAAAAAUCUCAUUUAACGAGGAUGGGGGCUGAAUCCCCAUUAUUGUGAUGCCAGUUCUCUCUUUUAUUGUGUUUCCUUUUCUUAUAUUUAAGUGUUUUCCAGUUUUGGUACCAAACCUUCUAGGGAUACACAGGCUGGCCAAAGUCAGGGGAGAGUGGGGUUGUGGAGCAAAAUCCAGUUGGCUGCAGUCACAGGUUUGACGUCAUGCAGGGAAACUGCACCAAUUCUUGGGAAUUCUUUGUGGAGUAUGCAACUGUGUAAGAAAAUAAAUAGCUUCCCCUUGGAAUUAUAUGGUUCUUCUGUUCUGAAUAAUAGUCCUCAGAUAACGAGCUUCAUGUCACUGUCAGUUAUUUUUUUGCAUUAAAUAGAGCAAAACUGAUAUGUGAAACAAGUCUCCUUACACAUAUAAUGCCCAAAAAAUGCAUACAAAAAAUCUGUUCACAGAAAUGUCAGUUAGAGCCUUAUUAUUCCAAGGGUAUGAUAUGCCGAUUGUUCUCAUUUCCAAACAGACCCUUUGCUUAAUUUGUUCACAUGCUCAUAGGCUAUAUUAUGCACCUUAGGAUUUGUUGCCCACCUGCUACUUCGAAAAAAAUAUUUGUGUAAUUUUUGUUCUACUACAGAUUGUUCCAUAGAUUGUGCCUCUGAAAUGCAACAGAUGUGCUACAUAAUAUCUGAUAUAAUUUGUCAACUAAUAAAUUUGUGCUGCACCA
Molecule: messenger RNA, 5278 nt
Organism: Alosa alosa (allis shad)
Lineage: Eukaryota; Metazoa; Chordata; Actinopteri; Clupeiformes; Clupeidae
Gene: lgi3
Product: leucine-rich repeat LGI family, member 3
Exons: 10
Coding region: 326-2011 (561 amino acids)
Biological process (GO): regulation of exocytosis
Cellular component (GO): synaptic vesicle
Molecular function (GO): protein binding
Source: RefSeq, a predicted model, not a curated record